This is a messenger RNA of Scomber scombrus (Atlantic mackerel), 3043 nucleotides long. RefSeq names its product guanine nucleotide binding protein (G protein), beta polypeptide 1b (gene gnb1b). Bases 267 to 1289 code for a protein of 340 amino acids. Gene Ontology annotation, biological process: G protein-coupled receptor signaling pathway. The record is from RefSeq and is a predicted model, not a curated record. Gene Ontology annotation, cellular component: heterotrimeric G-protein complex; cytoplasm. Gene Ontology annotation, molecular function: signaling receptor complex adaptor activity; protein binding. The transcript has 11 exons. Lineage: Eukaryota; Metazoa; Chordata; Actinopteri; Scombriformes; Scombridae.
UAGUCGGUAAUGUUAAGAUACUGUCUAUACUGAGCUAACAGGCAGAUGUGCGGCGAUUGAUCGUAGAUGAUCUCCUACUUUAUGGAAAACAACCAGAAUCUGUUUUUGCAUUUGUUGCUCAUUGAAGUCAAACAGGCCAUCGCCGCCCGACCUUGCAGUUUCUACACAGGCUCGGCUCCACCGCUGGAUUAGAGAUUGAAAUAAAUAUACACCGAUCAACAAGUGCCCCGGUAGCUGGAGAAAAGUAAUUGAAAAAGCAGAAUAAAAUGAGUGAACUGGACCAGUUACGCCAAGAGGCAGAGCAGCUCAAAAAUCAGAUCAGAGAUGCCAGGAAAGCAUGUGCAGAUGCCACAUUAUCACAGAUCACAGCCAAUAUUGACCCCGUUGGACGAAUCCAGAUGCGUACAAGACGAACGCUGCGGGGUCACCUGGCUAAAAUCUAUGCCAUGCAUUGGGGAACAGAUUCCAGGCUCUUGGUCAGUGCCUCUCAAGAUGGCAAACUCAUUAUUUGGGACAGUUAUACCACAAAUAAGGUUCAUGCCAUUCCACUUCGAUCUUCCUGGGUCAUGACUUGCGCAUAUGCACCAUCAGGAAAUUAUGUGGCCUGUGGUGGUUUAGACAACAUCUGCUCCAUUUACAACCUGAAAACACGCGAGGGGAAUGUACGUGUGAGCCGUGAGCUCGCUGGACAUACAGGAUACCUGUCCUGUUGUCGCUUUCUUGAUGACAACCAGAUUGUUACAAGCUCUGGUGACACCACUUGUGCACUUUGGGACAUUGAGACUGGCCAGCAGACAACCACAUUUGCUGGACACACAGGUGAUGUCAUGAGCCUGUCGUUGGCCCCUGACUCACGGUUAUUCGUCUCUGGUGCUUGUGAUGCCUCUGCUAAACUCUGGGACGUUCGAGAGGGCAUGUGCAGACAGACAUUUACUGGCCAUGAGUCUGACAUCAAUGCCAUCUGUUUCUUCCCUAAUGGCAAUGCCUUUGCCACGGGCUCUGAUGAUGCCACCUGCAGGCUGUUUGAUCUGCGUGCUGAUCAGGAAUUAAUGAUCUACUCUCAUGACAAUAUCAUAUGUGGCAUCACCUCUGUUGCAUUCUCAAAGAGUGGCCGUCUUCUUCUGGCGGGAUAUGAUGACUUCAACUGUAAUGUGUGGGACACACUAAAAGCUGACCGUGCUGGUGUGUUGGCUGGACAUGACAACCGUGUUAGCUGCCUGGGAGUUACUGAUGAUGGCAUGGCAGUUGCAACAGGAUCCUGGGACAGUUUUCUGAAGAUCUGGAAUUGAAGCCUGAAGAUGUUCUUUUAACUCCAAAGUUGACUGGAAGACCAUUACAACUUCAGAAUGUUCACAGCAUCUUCUUCAACACUGUUUAAACUGACUUGGACACCACAAAAAACGAAGGGAAACCAAUGCCUUUCCUACACAAAGAAGAGCACAAUUGUUUAUCACCUAGUUAAGAAAGGAUCUCCUGUGGUAUCAAAUCAGAAACUUGUGCAUUCCUUCUUGGACCAUUUUAUGUUACCUUGAAAGAAAAAAAAAAAACAACACUAUCAUCCCAUGCAAAUGUGUGCGUCUUGAAAGCAAAUGUUGGAGUGUAAUUGUACAAAUUAUUUAACUUUUUUUUUUUUUUUUUUUUUUUUUUUUUUUUAAAGAAUUCUAUUCUGAUGGUUUGUUAUUCUUGAUGGCUUUCUUUUUGUCAUAUUUCUUUAGUGGUUUUAAAUAUGUUUGAAUUACAGCUUGUCUUUCUAAUCCGGUCAAAUCAUAUAAAGACAGAUGAGAGAAAAACACGCAGAAGUAAAAAGCUUGGAUCAUAUUACACGAGCAGCUUUCAAAAUGUCCAUGAUGUAUUUAUAUACUAGCUGUUUUUGUUUCAUCACAGCCUUUGCACAUGAAGAAGCUUUCUCCUCUCAACUAAUACUAUGUUAACUAACCAAGCACAUGCUAUAAGUUAUGAAUGCUCAUUCCAGUACAAAAGGAGUUAUUAUGAGUAACUUAACCAGUUAACCCCUUAAUUCUUGUACAUGCCUUUUGGGUGGGAAGGGGUGGGGUUGCAAGGUAGGUGCUGAGAUAAUUGGGGUAUGGCUGGAUUUUAUUAUAUGGAUGGGGGGGCGGGGGGGAGAUUGUGUUUAGUAUCCACUUUGAGUGAAACACCUCACCUGACUAAAUAGACACUUCCUUUGCUUGGGACUGCAGUUGCAACUCUGUGAAUGAAAUGUACAAAUCAAUGUCUGAAAAUAAUGGUCUGAUGUUUUAAGUUAAGACAUUUAAUUUUGUCUGCCAUGAGUUAAUUUAGAUGUGCAUGCUGUAGACUUGCUUUCAAUGGUGCAAAAAUCCUAGAUUUUUUUUCUUCCUUUUUUUGGUUUCUGAAAAGGAGAGUAACCUAUUGAUUGAACUUAAUAGAAGCCAAUUUUUUUUGGCUCAAACUCUGCAUACAUCAUGUACUAAUACUGGUAACGCUAUGCACCAGAGUGAGCAAGAAUGGAGAAAGACUUAAUAUUGACUGCGUACUUCAUGUAAAUUAUGCUUACCAGUUCAAUCGAUGCCAAUUUUUGUAAUAAUUAUAACAAUCAUUGUGAGACUUCUAUCCUUGACAAGUCCUUUCUCUCCUUCAAAUCUUCACGCUCAAUGGAACAAAAACAUCCUCACAAACUGUCCAUACUAAAACUUUUGUACAUUUAUUUUCCUUGGUCUUAAAUUGAAAAUCAGAGCAUCUGAAUGACAACAUUUCACUGUAUACAGAAGCACUUUUGUUAACGUUGUGACAUAUUUUCACUUUUCUUUUUUUUUUCUGCGAUGAUGUACAAUAAAUGUGAUGUAUUCGUGUGUGGCCACAAGUGAAAAUGCAAUUCAACUGAGAUGGAUUCCCUUUUCUCUUUCCAUUAAUAUUAUAGAGCUCUGCACCCUUAUGUACCUUUUCACUUUUUGUAUUUCAUUUCAGUCUGUUGGUGUUCCACGGUGAGCUGGAUGCAAGAUAGAUACUGUACUAAAUUGUACUGUUAUUGAUUGGAAAAUGUAAUAAAAAGCUGUUUGAGAUCGCU